GUUCUAAUCCCUGUUGGAAUGGGGAAGUUUUCAAGCCUCAGUGUACCAAAAAUUUGCAUCCAGUUAGCAUCUAUGUAAAUUCACAAAAUCUAUAAAAUAGGGACCACCUGCCUCCGCCAUCCUCUGUCCGCCUCGACUUUGGUUCCUCGUGAAGGAGCUGCAACAUGCCUUGCAUAUUUAAUCCCGGCUACAUUGGGCCCGAUCCGCCUUGCUGUGACCCGGAUUGCCUGGUGGAGGGGCACUGCACGGUUCCGGAGUGUGGGCUUUGUCCGGAGUACCAGCUACCCCGCUGCAUUCCGGCUCCGGCGCCGAAAAAGAAGAAGCCAGAACAGACGCCACCGGAACAGAAGUCCUGCAAGGAGCAGAAAGCCCAGAAGGAGCUGCAGAAGGAGUGAAGAAAGGAGGCGGAGCAGCAAAGAGCUUGGAACAAUGGUCCUUCAGUUCUUUGGAGAUGUGUCGAAAGACCUCCCAAACAAACUUGCAUCUAUAUGUUGCUGAAACACUAUAAAUUCCUUGUUUAUGGACUUAAUUAAAA
Messenger RNA from Drosophila ficusphila, 535 nucleotides. RefSeq lists its product as uncharacterized. The coding region runs from base 165 to 395 and encodes 76 amino acids. The record is from RefSeq and is a predicted model, not a curated record. The transcript has a single exon. Lineage: Eukaryota; Metazoa; Arthropoda; Insecta; Diptera; Drosophilidae.